Messenger RNA from Alosa alosa (allis shad), 3594 nucleotides. It is a transcript of the gene mettl1, whose product is annotated as methyltransferase 1, tRNA methylguanosine. Lineage: Eukaryota; Metazoa; Chordata; Actinopteri; Clupeiformes; Clupeidae. The transcript has 6 exons. Gene Ontology annotation, biological process: RNA (guanine-N7)-methylation; tRNA methylation. Gene Ontology annotation, cellular component: tRNA methyltransferase complex. The coding region runs from base 128 to 871 and encodes 247 amino acids. The record is from RefSeq and is a predicted model, not a curated record. Gene Ontology annotation, molecular function: tRNA (guanine(46)-N7)-methyltransferase activity.
UCAUCCAUGUGCGACUCAUAGCAGUCAACGUGCGUUUAACUGGCGACUUGAGCUUUCUGUAUUUGGGUGUUUAUUUUACUCUGUAUAACAUAUUUAUGCGAAAUUGAUCGCCUCUGAGACAAGUAAGAUGAGCGUUUCGAUGCCACAGAAACGUUAUUACCGCCAAAGGGCUCAUUCCAAUCCAAUGGCAGACCACACAUUCGAGUAUCCCGUGUGUCCAGAAGAAAUGGACUGGUCAGAGCUGUAUCCAGAGUUUUGCAGUCCACCUGAUGAACGUCAUGACUACGAGCCAGACAGGCCAAGAGCCAAAGUAGAGUUUGCCGACAUCGGCUGUGGAUACGGAGGACUUCUUGUUGAGCUGUCCCUUCUCUUCCCUGAUACACUGAUAUUGGGUCUGGAGAUCCGUGUGAAAGUGUCCGAUUAUGUCCAGGACCGCAUUAAAUCUCUCCGUGUUGCAGAGCCUGGUCGCUACCAGAACAUUGCUUGCCUACGUAGCAAUGCCAUGAAGUACCUGCCCAACUUCUUCACCAAAGGUCAGCUCAGCAAGCUGUUCUUCCUCUUUCCCGACCCGCACUUCAAGAGGACCAAACACAAGUGGCGGAUCAUCAGUCCCACGCUGCUGGCGGAGUAUGCCUACACUCUCCGCAUCGGGGGUUUGGUGUACACAAACACAGAUGUUGAAGAAGUGCAUCUAUGGAUGGUGAAGCACUUCACGGAACACCCCCUGUUCACACGUGUCCCAGAGGAAGAGCUGGUUGAUGAUGUCAUCAUUGGUCGCCUUGGCACAUGCACAGAGGAGGGGAAAAAAGUGCAGCGCAACAGUGGAAAGAACUUUCUAGCAGUCUUCCGUCGAGUGGACGAUCAGAGUUAAGAACAAAAUGUUCCACAGCCUAACAUCUCUGAGUGGACAUUCUCUAUGGUGAAUGGAUCAUCACCUGCCCACCACACCUGGUCAGCAGGUUACAGGUGUAUGACUGAAACUUUGGUGUCCCACUGUAGGUUUAAACACCGCAUAUGGGACCACCUACCAGUUAAGCAGCUCAGUAGCUGCCAUUCUCCACUGGAAGAGUGUGAGAGGGUUUUUUUUCCAGUUUGAAAUGAUCUGUGGAGACUUCAGUCUUAUUUUAUGUUUUCAAUAAAAAAAAUCUGUUCAGCAGGCAGUCUGCUUUUAGACAGGAGAAUUGCCUGUGCAUUUCUAUUUGAUUUAAGUGAACAGAUUUUACAUGUUGCAAUUCUUAGCCUCAUUAGAAUUGAACUUUUCUUUGAAUCCACUGUGAACUUUGACUGCGGAGGCACGUCCUUGUUCAACUUGGAUGAACUUGCGGCAGCUAGACGUUUUUUAGGGGAAUUUGGUUCUUUUUCUUUGUCGUCAUGUCAAUCGCUCCAUCCUUCCCCAAGUCUUUCUUCUUUUUUUUUAAACUGAAUUGUUGUUCCUAACCUCUGCCAAAGGCAGACUCCUAUUUUAGGUCAGGCCUCUGGGGGUUUCUCUGUUCCAGCCUGACACUGUGAACUGAACGGAAGAGUUGAUUUUGGACCAGAGCCUUAGAUGUAUCAGCUCAAGCUAAGAGAGAGCGAGAGAGAGAAAUUAAAGAAAAAAAGCAAGGGAUGGUGUAUGGGAGGGUUAGAGAGAAGGCGGCAGAAGAUGGAGAUAAUAAACAUGUAAGUGAAAAACGACCUAAAGUGAUGGCCAGCCCAACUUGUUAGUGUGAAGCCUUAGAGUCUUCUCCUAUCCUCUCCUAACCCGACCCUCACCACCGCCAGUUUCUUCCUGUAAAAUCUGUUUCAUGGGAAAUGUUACACAGAAUAGCUGCAGAUGGGUUGAGGAGGCAUAACUGGCACAUAUUGCUCUUAUCAUUAAGCAGUGAAAGGCCAAAACUGCUGAUUAUAUUUAGAUUUCUCACAGGGUGCCUGCUCGGUCAUGUUCACUCUAGAAAAUGAGGUGGGUCCAAUCCAAUCCUGCCAUUUUGAUUACCCAACGAUGACUUGAAGGAGGUUUGUGACACUUUUGGGCUUGACUGCCUGUCUGCCCAAAAGUGUCACAAAUUUGCCAUGUGAUGCCAAACAGGCAGACACCCUUCAGUCAAAUGUGAAACAGAUGCUGAUGUUUCUGAAUGGCCUUCUCAGAGAAUCCCCAAGCUUCAGCGGAAGCCAAAAAAAGUGCUGUCAACAUCGUCUCAGAAUAGGCAAGAGAAUUGGCGUGUCUGGUCAGAUGAGUAUCAGAUCAGAGUCAACCACUGCAUUCCACCAAGGCAAGCAAGCAACCGCCAGCGCCGCCAGCAAAGAGCCAUAAACAGGAAGAGUUUCGAAUACAUGCACUGACGGUGUACACUUGAUGGGGUUGAGUGAUUGUAAGGCUCAUGGUUCGUUAAUCCACUAUCUCAUUCCAACUCAAGAACACGGAGGACACAUUCCAGAGAUUGGAACAUUCUGGGUUUGAACUUGCAUACUAUCAGGUGUGUGGCCUGUGGCAGUGGCAUCAUGUCCAACCAUGCCAGCGAAGAACCCAUCUUUUUCCAUCAUGAGGUUAUUUCAUAUUUCAACAUUACUGUAAUUGUCCAUGCCAGUUGAUGGAGAAAAAGCCUGACCUAUGGUAUGGUGGUCAUCAAAUUUGUGCAAGUAGAUGUUUUUUUUUUUUUUAUAAAUGUCCACUUUAUUGGUGAAAAUCUAUUUGCCACUUCUUCUAAGAAGUUGUGUAAUGUGAAGGAUUUUUUCCCAUGUUGCCUGCCUGCUGUUUGGCCUCCAUGUUACUGGAUCAUUUGAGAAGGUAAUGAUAGAGCAUGAUGGUACUCUAGAGGUGCUGAGCAUACUAUUUAUGAGGAGACUCACUGGAGAGCACUGGGGCAGUGAGCGCCAGCCAGCAACUCAGCUGGGGACCAGUGUUGGGCUUUAUGAAGGGAAGCUACGUGACUACACAUGCCUCCACAGCCAGGGGGGUUGUAAUCCAUCCUCCACCACUCAAUUCUCUCUUGCUCACUUCUCUUGGGGGGGAGGGGGAAUCCCCUCUGCAUUCCGAAGACAAGGUGCCAUUGAUGCACUUGGAGACAAUCAUGGCGUUGUCUUUUUUUGACUUUCCACUCCUGUUGCUUUGCAAGGGUGCAUGUGCAGGUGUUUUUGCUUGUAAAUGAGGUUGAGAGACUUGCGCCUUGCAAUUGGCAACUAGCCAAGAGGUGCAAUGCAGUACACAUACAUGUAGUUGGCUGUGCAUGGCAUCCCACAAGAUGCCCCUGUUUUCUUUCUAGCCAAUCGGAUGCCCAACUCGGUGUGUUGAAACCUACACAGUGGUGUUCUCGUUUGGCCUACCUUUGGGAGUGAAGACUACAUAUGGAUGUCCUCACCACAACCUCUGAGCUGAGUAGCACUAUAGAUUAAAUGAUUUAAAAUGUGGAAAAUUACCUCCUUUAAUUAGGAGAGUGAGGGGGGGUGGGGUGCUUUAACAAAAACAGUCCUGUACCCUGUAAUUGACCAUAUGUGUUCAGCUUAAUUUUUGGGAAUACCAAAAUGAAAUCUAUAUGGAUGAUUUGUUAUUGUUAUAUAUUAAAUAUAAGGUCAACAGGGGACUUGGAUACAUUAUUAAAAUCCAAAAUGGGUAUGUAA